AUGGGAUUGUUUUACGAUGUUUGUGAAUCAGUGAAGAAAUCAGAUACUUCUUCAAUUUUGCCAUCACCUGCAAAUAUUAUUAGAACUGCAAAAUGCGCUUCGGGUGGUGAGUUGUUCAAGUUGUUCAUUUUUUGAUGAUAAAUAAUCUCAGGAAGUUCGUCUGACGCUCCAGUUGAAUUUGGUUCUGCCAAAUUCUAUGCGCUUUGCUCGCUUGGUGGAUCUCUUUCAUGUGGUGUGACUCAUUGUGCAAUCACUCCUCUUGAUUUAGUUAAAUGUAGAAUUCAAGUGAACAAAGAGAAAUACGGUGGAAUGGUUCAAGGUUUCAAAGUGACUGUUGCUGAAGAAGGAAUUAGAGGAUUGGGUCGUGGAUGGGCUCCAACAUUUAUUGGAUAUUCGAUGCAAGGAUUAGGAAAAUUUGGAUUCUAUGAAAUGUUCAAAAAUGUGUACAGUGGAAUGCUGGGUGAAGAAAAUGCGUUCCUCUGGAGAACUUCCAUUUAUUUGGCUGCUUCUGCAUCUGCUGAAUUCUUUGCUGAUAUUUUCUUGGCACCAAUGGAAGCUGUCAAAGUUCGUAUUCAAACAUCACCAACAGCUCCACCAACUCUUCGCGCAUGUGCUCCAAUGAUUUACAAAGCUGAAGGCCUCAAUGGUUUCUUCAAGGGACUUCCACCACUUUGGUCUCGUCAAAUCCCAUAUACUAUGAUGAAGUUCACUUGCUUCGAGAAAACUGUUGAAGCGUUGUAUCAAUAUGUUGUUCCAAAACCGCGUGCCGAAUGUUCGAAAUCUGAACAACUUAUGGUUACUUUCACUGCUGGAUAUAUUGCUGGUGUUUUCUGUGCUGUGGUUUCUCAUCCACCAGAUACUUUGGUAUCAAAAUUGAAUCAAGAUUCAAAUGCUACGAUUGGUGGAUUGAUCAAGAAACUCGGAUUUGGAGGAUUAUGGGGAGGAUUAGGACCAAGAAUUGUUAUGGUUGGAACUUUGACUGCUCUUCAAUGGUUUAUCUACGACUCAUUCAAGGUUAGUUCAUUUUUUUUGAUAAAAAAAACGAUUGAAAAAUUUUGUUCGCUAGAAAAACUGUUUAUACACUAAAUUUCACAAAUAUAUUUUUGUUGGAAAUUCAAAAUAACACAGGUUGCCAUGAAUUUGCCACGUCCACCACCACCAACAAUGCCAGAAUCAUUGAAAAAGAAAUUAGAAGCAAAGUGA
Messenger RNA from Caenorhabditis angaria, 1203 nucleotides. NCBI's taxonomy places the organism in Eukaryota, Metazoa, Nematoda, Chromadorea, Rhabditida, Rhabditidae. The record is from the annotation of a GenBank genome assembly.